Molecule: messenger RNA, 2008 nt
Organism: Calypte anna (Anna's hummingbird)
Lineage: Eukaryota; Metazoa; Chordata; Aves; Apodiformes; Trochilidae
Gene: CCDC148
Product: coiled-coil domain containing 148
Exons: 15
Coding region: 119-1933 (604 amino acids)
Source: RefSeq, a predicted model, not a curated record
GCUCCUCGCCCGAAGGAGCCGCAGCCGGGACUGCCCGCCGGCGGAGACCGCCUGUCUCUCCGGCGCCACCGCGGAUCCCGCCAGUCUCCUCGCGAUAUAAGAAGUACAAAAACUAACAAUGAGUGAACCAGACCAUGGAACAUCUUCUACAACUAGGAUUAGUGGUGCAGAAAAGCUGGUUGUUCCUAUGGGAAAUGGUCUCUGCAGCCGGAAGUAUAGACCUGUUGACUACAAACACCUCUAUCAACUUGCUGCAGCUGAAAAAAUGGCAUCUGAAAAAAUUCAACUAAAGAUUAAAAAAACAGAGCAAGUUUCAAAAACCAGCAAAGAGCAAAUGCUGCUGAAACAGCACCAGCAAGUGUGGUGGCAAGAGCACAAACUACUGAGUGAGACCAGGCAAAAAACAGAAGCAGAACUACUGACUUUUCUUGAUGAAGAAAGCCAUAAACACAAUUUUUUUUUGGAUAUGAGGGACUUGGAGCAAAAAUUAUCAAAGGAACGAGAGACUUACCAAGCAAAUACUGUAGUUCCUGUCUGGCAACUAAAAGAGAAUUUGAAAUUGAAGCUGUCUGAAAUGCAAUGUUACCUCUCAGAAGAAUCUUGUCGGAAAUCUAAGUUCAGUCCAGUUGAGAUGUUACAGCAGAUUAAAUUUGUGAAGAAGCAACAGAAGGCAGAUUUGGAAUUCCUUAUCCUUGAAAGUCAUGCUUUGGAAAGAGAGCUUGAAGACCAUAAAACAGAAGCAUUAGCACAUACUUUUGAAGAGAAAAAAAGAAUUUUCCUUGAAGUUCCUUCAGUACUACAGUCUUUGGAAUACCCCAAUGGUGAUUUGAAGACCUUAGUUAUCAAUGAAUACCAAAAGCUUGCACGUGGGUACUGGUCUAAGUUUCAAGAGAUUGAUCAACAGUUGAAAAAUUUGUAUAGGAGCCUUGAAUGGACUGAAGAAGAUCAGUGGGUUUUUCAGACUGUUGUCAAUCAGUAUUCAAGAGGCUGUCAGAGGAGGAGGACCUUGUACCUCGAUGCACUGCAGAGAUACCUUCCUCACAAAUCCAGGCAGGAGCUGGUUGUGUAUGAGAAAGCUUGGCAUCAUUACCAUUUUAUCAGGAACCAGUGCAGAGCCUUGCUGCUAAGCUGGACUCAAGCUAGGAAAGCCUUUUUACUGAAGGCAGUGACCACUGUUGCUGAAGCCUCAGCUGCUCAUGAGACAGAAGCAGUGUGGGCUAACACCAGACAAAAGCAACAGGAGAUCUGUGCUGACCUGAAAGCAAAGGUUGUACAGUGGAAAACACAGCAGGAAGAAGCUGCUAAACUAGAAGCUGCAGUGGCUGCCAGAAGAAAAGAACAGAGGGAUGAGAAAGAGAGGCUUCAGAAAGAGCAGGAAAGAAUUCGCAGAGCUCAGGAGAAAGAGAAAGUGAAAAACUACUGGGCUGAGAAACAGCUCAAGUGGCAAGAACUGGAAGAGGAAGAUCUACGACGUAUGGAGGAAUUAAGAAGAUUAAUGGCUGAACAAGCAGUUAAAGACAGGGAAAGAGUGAAGUUCAGACAAGCAUUACUGGAGAGACGUUUGCUGGAGCAGAAGGAGCUGUCCCUGCAGGCAGCCCGGGAGCAGGAGCAAAGGGAGAAGUGCCUGGAAGCUCUGCGGCAGCAGGUUGCAGUUGUUGCACAACCAGACCCAGCCCGAGCAGUGGCUGGCACAGUGGCAUCCAGAGCUCGGGUGGGCAUUGGGACCACAGAAGAAUUUGAUCUUCAGAAGCCACUGUUUAAAUUGCACACAUACAGUGAGCAGCAGAUCAUUUCUGACCCCAGAUUUCGUGUUGAACUAGCUCUUCGAGAAGCUGGACUUCAUAAAACACUUUAUGCAAAAGAGAUUUUACCAAAAAUUCCUCCACUGAAGCUUCCAAGAAGAGAUAUGGAAUCUACAGCUUUUAAAAUGUAGAGCACCUCUUGUAUCAGGGGUAUUUUCUGACCUAUAAUGACAAUUUUAAAUAAAUUUCCCUUAGGCUGUGUGAUA